Molecule: messenger RNA, 1522 nt
Organism: Blastocystis hominis
Lineage: Eukaryota; Bigyra; Opalinata; Blastocystidae
Exons: 8
Coding region: 580-1509 (309 amino acids)
Biological process (GO): protein dephosphorylation
Molecular function (GO): protein serine/threonine phosphatase activity
Source: RefSeq, a predicted model, not a curated record
GUUUUUUCCGGUGAAUAUCAUGUCGAGCUUCGAUAUUUAUCGGUACUAUUCUGCUCUUAGAAACCCGUUUUCGGUACAUCCAUCUUCAUUAGCACUUGCCUGCUUCCUGAUUCUUGUUACUCUUCUGAUAAUUCUUCUUCUGUCACAAAUUACAAAACGUUCACAUUCUUUCCGUUUUCUCAAUCGGAAAAACCUUCUAACACCGAAAUACUUUUGUCCAGAAGAAAACGUGGAUGAUAUUCUUUAUCCGUUUGCUGUAUCUUCCUUACAAGUACGUUCUGGAAAAGGGUUAUUCCCAGAAUUCACGCCCUUAUCAAGAAGAUCGUUAUUGUGCUAUAGGGAAAUUCAAUGAUGAUAGUGACAUUUCGUUUUAUGCAGUUUUUGAUGGCCACGGCGGGUCUUUCUGUUCCCAGUAUUAGUUGUGCAAUUGGUUUUACCACUUGGUUUUGUGCCGAACAUUUGCAUCACUCCAUCGCGAAGUCCAUCAACGACUCUCCCUACAAGAGCUCCCUUCCAAAGCGAUCCUCGUCCGACUCCUCACCCGCUCCCGGCAAAAUCCCUGCCAGCUUUCUUCGCGAGAUGGACAUAAUCAACGGCUUCCAGCUCUGCGAUCGCUCCUACCGCGACGUCUCCAUUCGAGACGACGGCUCCACGGUCGUGUCUGUUUUUCUCCACAAGGCACGGAGGCAGCUGAUCACCGCGCACGUCGGCGACGCGCGCGCCGCGCUCAUCUCCCUCCACGACUCCUUCAAUCUCACCGCGGACCACAAGCCGAGCAAUCCCAGCGAGAAGGAGCGCGUCGAGCUGCUCGGCGGACGCAUCAUCAACUACGGCGUGCUCCGCGUGCAGGGCGUCCUCGCGGUGACCCGCGCGCUGGGAGACUUCUCGCUGCGGCCGUUCGUGAGCAACGUGCCGACGGUGAGCUGCUUCGCGCUGCAGGGCGACGAGUGCUUCGUGGUGCUGGCGUCGGACGGGCUGUGGGACGUGCUGGAGCACGGAGAAGUGGCGGAGCUGCUGCGCGAAGGCGUGAGAGAGGGGAAGUCGCUGAAGGAGUGCGCGGAGAAACUGGCGGAGGAAGCGGUGCGGAGACGGUCGAUGGAUAAUAUCACGGUGAUGGUGGUGGAUCUGCGAGGCGAGGACUGCGCGUUUGGGAGGAAUGAGCGAGAUGGGAAAGAGAGCGAAGGCGAGAGUGAAAGUGAAAGUGAAAACGAAAGUGACAGCGAGAGUGAAAGUGAAAACGAAUGUGAUAGUGAAAGUCAGAGCGAUAGUGAAAGCGAUAGCGAUAAAGGAAAGGGAAAAAAGGAAAAGAAUGGCAAAAGGAAAACAAAGAGUCAAAAGAAGGAUGAGAGGGAACGAACGAAUAAAAGGAAGGAUGUUCCGAAGAAUCCGAAGGAAAAGACACAAAGAAAUAGCAAGAGCGGGAAGGAAGAGCGGUUGAAACUAUUUGAUCGGUUUUUGAAAGAGAGCAUUGAAGCGAUCGAGCAGACGAUUGAAAAGAUUGAGAGCUAAUUAGUUUACUUUU